Molecule: messenger RNA, 2750 nt
Organism: Lineus longissimus
Lineage: Eukaryota; Metazoa; Nemertea; Pilidiophora; Heteronemertea; Lineidae
Product: DNA polymerase lambda-like
Exons: 8
Coding region: 72-2003 (643 amino acids)
Biological process (GO): double-strand break repair via nonhomologous end joining
Cellular component (GO): nucleus
Molecular function (GO): DNA-directed DNA polymerase activity; DNA binding
Source: RefSeq, a predicted model, not a curated record
UUUGUUUAUUUUCUAAAACAUUUCGCCUUUCAAAAUUUAGUGUUUACAAAGAGAUCAUUGAUGUUACAACCAUGCAGAGGGGCCAGGAUAAAAGAAAUAAUAAAAAGCGAGGCAGGGACGACGUGUCUGAUGAAAAUCCUGCCGGAAAACGCCAAAAACAACCCCAAAACAAAAGUGACAGUAGACCCAGUAGUGUGAAUGUACAGGGUGUUCCAUGUAUUGGUAGUGGUGCUGGGGUCUUGGACAGCAAAUCUGGCAUAUUCUGUGGGUUGAACAUUUUCAUACUUGAAGCCGGCAUUGGUAAGACUCGACGUGAUCUUUUUGGCAAACAAAUAAAAAAGAAUGGCGGUGAUUUCAUUGCAAAGUACUCCAAUUCGGUGUCUCUGUCGCACAUUGUUGUUGAUGAAAAGAUGGAUUACGAUCGUAUGUGUAACAUUUUAAAAGUAGAUGUCGUACCUGAGGCCAUUGUAGUUGUCAAGUCCACAUGGAUUAGUUCUUGUCUCAAGGUGAAAAAGUUGAUGUCAGUUGAGGGACACGAGUUAAGAAGGACACUACCAAGGACUCGUUCAAGUGCAACACAAAAUGUUGGGGCAAAACCAAAAAUUGUCCCAAAGGAUGAAAUACCUUUUAAAUUUUCAACUGGGUUUGGGGAUAGUGAAAGUAAACCUGAAAAGUUGGAAGGCAAGGAACCUGCAGCCCUUGUAGGAGUGGUAGAAUCAACUUUUGAUAAGCUGUUGCAGAGUGCUGAUUUAAUCGGAGAGAACACUGAUGAUAGCGCUUCAGAUGGUGAUGUUGAUGAAAAGCCAAAUGUCCCUGGUAAUGUUCAAGGCACAAAGAGUUACCAGAAGAAGGCGACUUCUCAAGACAGCGAUCCAGAGAGUGACUAUGUUCCGAGUGGGGAUGAGGAUGAACAAAGUGCUGCAGCUAGUGGCUCCGAUACAACUCCUCAUACUUCUCCACUGAAGAAUUUUCCAACUGGGAAUUGGAUUUGCUCUAUGUCCUCCAAGGCUCCCUUGAAUGUGAACCACAAUGAGCAUGUCACUGCCAAACUGGAGCAAAUGGCCACUCUUUACCAGAACACCAAUGACAAAUGGAGGGCGUUUAGCUAUAGUAAGGCUGUGACUGCAUUGAAAAGACACCCGAAGAAAAUCACUACUUGGAAGGAAGCCAAAGCUAUACCAGGAGUCGGUGCAAAACUUGCCGAUAAAAUCUGGGAAAUUGCUGAGAGUGGAGAACUUAGAAAACUGAAUGAGCUCAGUUCAAGGGAGGAUGUCACCACCAUGAGCCUGUUUAUGAAUCUUUGGGGAGCUGGGCCAACAACAGCCAGGAAGUGGAUGCAGAUGGGCCUGAAGACUCUCGAUGAUCUGCGAGAAAGAGGUGAUUUAACCAAACAGCAGAAAAUCGGUUUGGCUCAUUAUGACGACUUUGUUGAAAGGAUGCCGCGGGAAGAGGCUGGAGAGAUUGAAGUUCAGGUAAAGCGUGCGUGUCAUGAAAUUGACCCUGGUCUCAUUGCCCAAGCCUGUGGCUCAUACCGACGUGGGAAGGCCACUUGUGGAGAUGUCGACAUCCUGGUGACUCAUCCCGAUGGCAAAUCACAUCGAGGUGUCUUUGGGCAGUUAUUAACAAAACUGAGGGACGAAGGAUUUAUAACUGAUGAUUUGGUAUCGCAUGAGCAGGACGGCAACCAGAAAAAAUACCUUGGAGUCUGUAAGCUUCCUGGCGAAGGAAAAAAGUACCGGCGCCUGGACAUCAUCGUCAUCCCCUACGAUGAAUAUGCCUGUGCUCUUGUCUACUUCACUGGCUCCGCCCAUUUCAACAGAUCAUUGAGACACCUGGCGAAGAAAAACAGCAUGUCUUUAAACGAGCAUGCCCUGUGUGUAGGAGUGGUCCGUAAGGGUGGAGAAAAGAUCCACAAGGGGACAUCUGUGCCAACCCCUACGGAGGAAUCCGUGUUCAAGCACUUUGGGUUGAAGUACAGACCGCCUGAGGAGAGGGAUCAUUGAUAUUUUCAAGGAGAGCUGUCCAAGUUGGAAGUCGACUUUGACUAACUACAGUACAGGGGCCGAGAUUCUGCUGCUAUCUACCAACUGAUGUAAUACGGUAGAUUACUUUAGCAGAUAAGAUUAAAUUAGAUGAUACUAAUCCUGUUUCAACUUCUCUCUUUAUCAAAGUGUCGGAGAACAUUUACUCCCUCGAUAUUGUAAAUUAGUUCAGUCUAGCAAUGGUGUUCAGUAGUGGAUUGUUAGUUGAGCUGAAUUCACCAACAAAUGAUUUCUCCAGGUUCCAGGCUGUUCAUUUAUUAGGACUUAUUACCAAGAAUUCAUAAACGACUAGUAUUGUUUUAUAGCUUCUUAUGAUUUUCUGUUGUAUGUAUAUAGAGUGAUAUGCCAAAAAUUCUGAUUUGCUUCUGUAAAUGCGUAGAUUUAUUAUUAUCAUUUAUAUUGUGUAUGUUUUAAAUUUUACUGAAGUUUUACAGAAAAAUAAGUGUAAAUAAUUAGUCCGCACCUUGAAGUUUAUCAAGUUAAUUUUACUUAGCUUUUAAUCUUAUUAUCAGCCGACUUUUCCAACUUUACAUGACAUACACAAGGCUAUUUACAGAUUUGUUUUUGGAGACCAAAGGUACCUUACAUGUACUUUACAAAUAUUUUAUUGUACAAAAGGAAGAAAUAUGAAUUUUAAAUGUAAAUAUGACGAUACAUAGAUGCAUGUCUUACUGUAUUACAUUUACAUAUCAUCAUACCCUCCUCUAU